Molecule: messenger RNA, 1208 nt
Organism: Trichechus manatus latirostris (Florida manatee)
Lineage: Eukaryota; Metazoa; Chordata; Mammalia; Sirenia; Trichechidae
Gene: SRGN
Product: serglycin
Exons: 3
Coding region: 83-556 (157 amino acids)
Biological process (GO): negative regulation of bone mineralization; secretory granule organization
Cellular component (GO): secretory granule
Source: RefSeq, a predicted model, not a curated record
AAAGGGACAGAGAUAACCUUGCCCCGCUUCCUAAUCGUGAAGUUGGAGUGCAGGCAGCUGGAGCUACAGUGUGCUGGUCACCAUGGAGAAGCUCCUCAAGUGCAACAAACUGGUCCUGGCUCUCUCCCUCAUCCUGCUUCUGGAAUCUUCGGUUCAAGGUUAUCCUAUGCGGAGAGCCAGGUACCAGUGGGUACGCUGCAAUCCAGACAGUAAUUCUGCCAACUGCAUUGAUGAACAGGGACCAGUGUUCGACCUACUUCCAGGCGAAUCCAACAGGAUUCUACAUCCGAGGACUGACCCUUUUUCAAUGACAAAGUUCCAGAACUUGCAAGAUGUCUUCCCUCUUUCUGAGGACUUAUCUGGAUCAGGCUCGGGCUCUGGAUCCGGCUCGGGCUCAGGCUCGGAAAGUGUCUUCCCUACUGAAAUGGACCAAGAAGACCAACCAGCAGAUAAAAAUGAUGCUAUCUAUCACCACUUUAGGUCUCGUGGGAGGAAUCUGCCCUCAGACAAGCAGAACUUGGGUCAAGAUGGAACAGAAGAGGAUCUUACUAUGUAAAAGAGAGGGUUUCCCCACCUUGACACCAGGCAAUGUGUUCAAUACCUUUUGUAUACCAUAGUUAAAUGAUUAAUCUUGAGAACAAAAAGUUUUAUAAAAAUUUUUAAACAUCUGAAAAAGAAGCUUAAAUUUGUAUCACUUUUCUUUUUCUCAUAAAGUUUUCAAAAGACAUAAGCUUAUGCUUUAAUGCUGUUGUCUAUCCUCUUAUUCUGGAAAAUACUUGCAUUUCCUAUUAUAUUCAACCAACCUUACUAUGAAGUUAACAAGGCUCCCAUGUCUAUAAAACUGCUUUAAAGAAUAAAUUAUACUUUAAAAAAAAUCAGUUUGAGAAGCAAAUUGGCAGGCCAUGCCUAUUUGUUGUCAGGAAGCCAACUCUGUGAAGGACAGUUAUGCCUCUUUUCUUAUGAAAAACAAAUCAAGAUGCAACACAGUGAAUUUACAGAGUGGGUAUUUGUAUUUUACAAUGUGAAGUGUAUUACCAUGAUAUUACCAUUGGAUGUGUUGGCAGAGCAGUAGACAUUGUUUAUUAGAGGUAGGACUGCUGUUACUGUUGGAAACUUAAGACCCAAGUUGAGGCACAGUUGUGCUCUCAGUACCUCAUACUGCUUUACUUUUUUUUUUUUUCUGGAUAUCUGUGUAUUUUCAAAUGUUA